This is a messenger RNA of Onychostoma macrolepis, 1946 nucleotides long. RefSeq names its product gastrula zinc finger protein XlCGF49.1-like. Gene Ontology annotation, biological process: regulation of transcription by RNA polymerase II. Gene Ontology annotation, molecular function: DNA-binding transcription factor activity, RNA polymerase II-specific; RNA polymerase II cis-regulatory region sequence-specific DNA binding. The record is from RefSeq and is a predicted model, not a curated record. Bases 355 to 1083 code for a protein of 242 amino acids. Gene Ontology annotation, cellular component: nucleus. NCBI's taxonomy places the organism in Eukaryota, Metazoa, Chordata, Actinopteri, Cypriniformes, Cyprinidae. The transcript has 3 exons.
UUAUUAUUAUUAGUAGUAGUAGGAGUAGUAGUAGCAGCCUAGUAGUAGUACAGUAUUAUUAUCCCGUAACGUAUGAACGAGACUUUUAUUUUGAUGUGUGUUGAGGCGUCAUGCUGCACCAGGCUAGUGCUCAGCUGCGAGGUAAUUAUUCAUCUUAAACGUGACACGGUGAGCAAACCAGCAGGAAAAACUCCCAAGUGAAACAGCUGAGAGAUCUACUUUACAUAAUAUUAUAAACAUGGAAUUUAUUAAAGAAGAGAGUGAAGAAAUCAGUGUUUUGUUAACAGAAUCCAGUAAUUAAAGAUUAAAGCAAGCAGCAAUAACUCACAUCCUUCAUGAAACAAUACUGAAAAGAUGGAGUUAAUUAAAGAGGAGAGUGAAGACACGAGUGAUCCAGAAGCAAGCGAAAUAAAGGAUGCUGAGCAACAAACAGAGCUGAUGGAGGUGAAAGAGGAGAGUCAAGAGCUGAAUGAAGUGGAAGAGGAGCAUCAGUAUCGGUCCGGACAUGAGUCUUUAAAUGGCUCACAGACGGUAAAGAGUUUGUCACAAAACAGAAGAUCCAAGACUUCUCUUGCCUGCCCUCAAUGUGGAAAGAGUUUCACGCAAAAGAGUCACCUUAAGGCUCACAUAAGGAUUCACACGGGAGAGAAGCCGUUCACCUGCCAACAGUGUGGAAAGAGCUUCACACAGAAAGGAAACCUUAAGGAUCACGUACGGAUUCACACCGGAGAGAAACCUUUCACAUGCCGUCAGUGCGGCAUGAGCUUCACCUAUAAAAGAGGCCUUAACGAUCACGUAGGCAUUCACACCGGAGAGAGUCCCUUCACCUGCCCGCAGUGUGGGAGCAGAUUCACUCAUAAAAGUGACCUGAAGAGACACAGAAGGAUUCACACCGGAGAGCGUCCUCACACCUGUCACCUGUGUCCGAAGAGCUUCACUCGAAAAGAGCAUCUGAAGACGCACACGAGGAUCCACACCAAAGAAAACCCUUACAUUUGCCCUCAGUGUGGACGCACCUUCAAACAUCUGAGUAACAUAACAAGACAUAUGACCGUUCAUUCAGAAAUAAAACUGCACCACUGAUCACAGAAGGCUUUGUUUCAUUUAAAAUCUAGAUAUAGCAAGAAACAGAAAAUAGCUGCAUUUUUUUAAAUAUCAACUUUUUUCAGAAAUCAUAUCUAGCAGUCACAGGACAAGUGAUUUUAUAUACUAAACAUCGUUUUGCAUGUUAUAUUAAAAUUUUAACAUCGGAUACCGGAUGCCAGAUCUUGAGGAAUCAAUUGUCAUUGAUAUUUUGACAUAAGAGUUUAAUGUAUUCCAACAACAGACUCCUUCUCACUCCAAAAAGAGCAUUUAUUAUUAUUCUGUCGUUCUCAAUUUGCAUAUCCCAUCAUCAGUAUGUAUACUGUAAAUACUGUGUAUAAUAUGUAUACUGUGUUCAGUAUUCUGUGUAUUGUGUAUAUUGUAUUCGGCCUGACUGCACUGCAGUGUUGAUGGUCCGUGCACACACUAGAGAUUUUUACACACUGUAUAUAUAUAUAUAUAUAUAUAUAUAUAAAGACAUUAAUCUGAUUUGAUUACAGAUCUGCCUGCUCUCUUAUAAGAAACAUUUUUUCGAAAAGGCAAAUAUGUAUUUUAUUUUGCCAAUUCAUUUUGUUAUUUUGAUAAGGUAAAGGACAUUAUUUUGCUUCUGUGUUGAAUACAAAAUGUGCUUAAUAACACAAUUACAUAAAUCAACAAGAAACUGACACCGAGUGCACAUAGCAGACACAUGUAAACCCAAUUAAAUACAGACUUACAAAAAAGUGUGUGUGUGUGUGUGUGUGUGUAAGCCCUUUGUACAUUUUUGUGAUUUUUGUCAAAUAAAACCUCAAGGAUCUGAACGUUUGAAAGUGAAGAAUUUAAUGUAACUUAAUGUAAUGUAACUUGUGAAAAAUAAAAUGAAA